Molecule: messenger RNA, 1117 nt
Organism: Hyla sarda
Lineage: Eukaryota; Metazoa; Chordata; Amphibia; Anura; Hylidae
Gene: NOPCHAP1
Product: NOP protein chaperone 1
Exons: 4
Coding region: 64-525 (153 amino acids)
Biological process (GO): box C/D snoRNP assembly
Molecular function (GO): box C/D methylation guide snoRNP complex binding
Source: RefSeq, a predicted model, not a curated record
GCCGGCUUCCGGUUUUAGCGCCCCUUCUCACGUGCUCCUCAUUGGAGAGUAGAACAGACGGACAUGGAGGCGGCAGCGGAUCAGAAAAAGGAGCCUGUGCGGUCCGGAGAGUUGCUGGACGUCGGCUCUUCAGGAGGGCUGUACAACAAGUUACUUGUAAAUUCCAAGCAGAACAAGAAACCAAGUUCCUGUCCUCCAAUAGUUAGACUGCCAAGAAGCAGCAUACUUGAUAGAGUACAGAACUUCCUUCCUCAAAUGGCACAAGCAAAUGAGGAUCUCAACAGGGAAAUUCAGGCUUCCUCAGAUGGGAAGUUUGACAUAGAAAAUGUGGAGGGUGAGGAAAACAUAAUAGAAAUGAAUGUGGCCUUAGUUGAACUGAACAGCUCUGACUCAAGUGAAGAGGACUCUGAUAGCUCAGAUAAUAGCUCAAGCUCUGAUUCAGAUGGAGAAGUGACUGAACAGAACAUCAGAUUGAGACAAAAAGGAAAGAAGGGAAAGAUAGAGGAACUGACUCCAAACAAAUGAAUCUUCACAUCCCUUAGUUGUGCACUGGUUAUUAGAAAGACCCUUGUUUGUAGGUGAUAAGACGGUUCCAACAAAGCAGUGGGUUUAUUCAGGGGGCAUUCCCCUUAUGACUUGUUCUAAAGCUGACGCCUAUGUAUAACUGUGGGUUUAUAUUGUUUACAGAAGACUAGAUGAUAGUUUCACUACAAAGCAAUGUGAAUGGAUUUCACAAGCAGUCACUGACAUGGUCCUAUAAGCCUGUACAUAGUGGAAAGGCCAGCAACUUGUUUGUGUAACCUGCAAACUUGGCUGCUUUUACUGUAGGCAAUGCCAAGGGCAAAAUCCAGGACACAUCAGCAGAAGAGAGCAUGGUGUGAAACACACAGGCUAUCCUCAAAAAGUACUGUAAUUAAUGUAUCGUAUAUACUCGGGUAUAAGCAGAGUUUUUCAGCACGAUUAUUCGUGCUGAAAACGCCCCCCUCGGCUUAUACUCGAGUGAACUCUCAGCCAGUCAAUCCCUUCAUCAGUGGUCUUCAACCUGCGGACCUCCAGAUGUUGCAAAACUACAACUCCUAGCAUGCUAGGUGUUGUAGUUUUGAAACCUCUGGGGGUC